Molecule: messenger RNA, 1295 nt
Organism: Neofelis nebulosa (Clouded leopard)
Lineage: Eukaryota; Metazoa; Chordata; Mammalia; Carnivora; Felidae
Gene: C2H1orf50
Product: chromosome 2 C1orf50 homolog
Exons: 5
Coding region: 1-654 (217 amino acids)
Source: RefSeq, a predicted model, not a curated record
AUGCUCUUCUCUUUCGCGCCGCGGCUGGGGACGCGGGGAGGUUCGGCUGUUGUCAUGGGGGACGCCGAGACGCCGGGGCAGUCGCGGGGAGUCCCCGCAGACCAAAGAGUUCAGCCGGCUACAGGUCGGGGAGGAGCCCUGGUGGAGCUCACCCCGACCCCCGGAGGCCUGGCCCUAGUGAGCCCCUACCACACCCACCGGGCCGGGGACCCCUUAGACCUCGUGGCGCUCGCAGAGCAGGUGCAGAAGGCUGACGAAUUCAUCCGAGCAAAUGCCACCAACAAACUAACAGUCAUAGCUGAGCAAAUCCAACAUUUGCAAGAACAAGCCAGGAAGGUACUGGAAGAUGCUCGCAGAGAUGCCGACUUGCACCAUGUAGCUUGUAAUAUAGUAAAAAAACCUGGCAACAUUUAUUACCUUUAUAAACGGGAGAGUGGUCAGCAGUAUUUUUCUAUUAUUUCUCCAAAGGAAUGGGGGACAAGUUGUCCACAUGACUUCCUUGGCGCCUACAAGCUCCAGCAUGACUUAUCCUGGACUCCGUAUGAGGAUAUUGAGAAGCAUGAUGCUAAAAUCAGCAUAGUGGACAGGUUGCUAAGCCAGCCAGCGGCCCUGCCUCCAAGCACUGAACCCACCUUCCAGGGACUGACUGACUGAGAGAGGUCUCUGACAAACAGCUCUCACAGCAAGGACUUCCCACUAUCACCUCCUUGUUGCCCUCAUUUUCUGCGUUGAUGGGAGGGGGCAUGAGAAUUGAAGUCUUGUGGGGGAAUCAUGCACUUCUUGAAAGGAGACCCUGUGUGCAUAUAAAUGCUAUCGUAAUUACUUUCAGUUCCGAUGGUAAUGAAUCAUACCAGACCCAACCAGUCACUUUCAGAGUACUGGCCAGUGUACUUUCCUUCUCCUUUAUCUCCAUCUGUUCUCCCGUAAGUCAGAGCAUUGGAGAAAGAGGGGUGUCUUCUACCCACAUAAAGGUUGGCGAGGCAUUUUCCAGACAGGACUGUUUUUAGUCUUUUUGUAACUGGAAGUGUUUGAGAUUGGGUUGAGGUUGAACAUAGGGGGGAAAGAGAGAGAGAGAGAGAGAGGCAAACCAUAAAACAAACUUUAACAAUAGGGAACAAACUGAGGGUUCAUGGAGGUGGGUUGGGGAUGGGCUAGAUGGAUAAUGGGGAUUAAGGAGGGCACUUGUGAUGAGCACUGGGUGUUCUAUGUAAGUGAUGAAUCACUAAAUUCUACUUCUGAAACCAAUAUUACAUGAUACGUUAACUAGAAUUUAAAUAAAAACUUGAAACUAUAAA